CAAAGCAAAGGCUACCGGGCUUGUCACACGAAGAUACCUAGGACCUCUUAUCCUCGUAUUAAUCCAUGCCACCCACAAGAAACCCAUUCCCGUAUCCACCUUACGAGAAUGAUAACACCUUCAGAGGGAGGGAAAUGCAGAGAGCGACUUAUAGAAACCCUCCUCACUUAGAACAACAGGAGGACCCGUGGAACCGUCUAAAUGCCACACCAACCCUAUCAAGCGCUAGGAGGACAGUUUAUUAUACUGAUCCAGAGGCUCCAUCUGACAGUUUAGAUUUUCAUCUGAAAUCCUUGUAUGAUCAUCAUAAUUCUCUCCUGAAGGACCGUAAUGAAACACUGUUUCAGAUGGAAACUUUAACAGACAGCCAUGGGAGGAUCCUAAAAAACAGAGUGAAAGAGACACCACCUCCUCAGGAGGAAAAGUCAAAUAUCCGACAGUGGGUGAGUCCACAAAGAAUCAGUGUAUAUAGCAUCGAUGGAGCCAUUGUAAGCCAGCACACAGCGGCAACCAACCGAGGAUACUCCCGUAAACAAGAUGGCGGCUACUACAGCAUCUGACAGAGAUACCACCGCUGUUCAUUGCAAUUCAUGUUCCACACGAGAAAAUAAAUAAAAUGCAUAAUAAAACGAA
Messenger RNA from Spea bombifrons (plains spadefoot toad), 633 nucleotides. It is a transcript of the gene CFAP276, whose product is annotated as cilia and flagella associated protein 276. The coding region runs from base 66 to 560 and encodes 164 amino acids. The record is from RefSeq and is a predicted model, not a curated record. The transcript is spliced from 5 exons. NCBI's taxonomy places the organism in Eukaryota, Metazoa, Chordata, Amphibia, Anura, Pelobatidae.